CUGAUGCAGCCACCCUAUUAUGUAGUGACUAGUGCGUCUGGCAACUCUACACUCUACAGUAUCAAAAAGGCCGUAUGGAGGAUAUUCCGGGGCGCGAAGCCCUUCUUCUCAAAACUCAAAACAAUCGUCCGAGAGCGAGAUAAUCGCAAGGUCAAGGCUGCAGUCUUUUAAGAGAAAAAGAAAAAAAGACGAAGAAGGGGGUGAGGGGGAAAUAAAAUUUGGCGGAGGCUAUUCUCCAUUGAUGUCUCUGCUGGCUCAGUCAGGAGACAGAAUGUCAAGCAUGGAGCUCCAGGACACGGUGAAGAAAGCCCUAAACGCUCUCUACCAUCAUCCCGAUGAUGCAAUUCGUUUGCAGGCCGAUCGAUGGCUUCAAGAUUUCCAGCGAACUCUCGACGCUUGGCAGGUGGCCGAUGACUUGCUUCAUGACUCCAAUAGCAAUCUAGAAACACUGAUUUUUUGUUCUCAGACUCUCAGAAGCAAGGUACAACGAGAUUUUGAAGAACUACCUUCCGAAGCCUUUCGCCCUUUACGUGAUUCGUUACAUGCUUUGCUGAAAAAACUACACAAGGGCCCCCCUAAAGUUAGAACACAGAUUAGCAUUGCCGUGGCAGCUUUGGCUGUGCAUGUGUCCGCCGAAGAUUGGGGUGGUGGCGGUAUUGUGAAUUGGAUUACAGAUGAAUUGAAUUCUCACCCAGAAUGCAUACCUAGUUUUCUGGAGCUACUCACUGUUUUGCCUGAGGAAGUAUUCAACUAUAAAAUAUCUGCUCGUGCUGAAAGACGUCGUCAAUUUGAGAAGGAACUUAUUUCAUCUGUUGGGGCUGCUCUUAAUAUAUUGACUGUCUGUUUGAGUUUUAAUGAGCUCAAGGAGCAGGUUCUUGAAGCUUUUGCUGCUUGGCUUCGACUAAGACAUGGGAUACCAGCUUCUGUGCUUGCAUCGCACCCUUUGGUGCUUACAGCUCUUUCUAGUUUGAAAUCCGAGGUGCUUUCUGAGGCAGCUACUAAUGUCAUUUCUGAAUUGAUACACUACACUGCAGCUGGAAGCUCUGGCGAGCUUUCUGCGCAAUUGCCGUUGAUUCAAGUUCUUGUGCCCCAAGUAAUGAGUCUGAAGGGGCAACUAGGUGAUUCUUCAAAGGAUGAGGAAGAUGUGAAAGCAAUUGCUCGGCUAUUUGCUGACAUGGGUGAUUCUUAUAUGGAGUUGAUCGCAAAUGGUUCUGAUGAAUCGAUGCUAAUAGUCCAAGCAUUGCUAGAUGUUGCUUCACACCCAGAAUAUGACAUUGCUUCUAUGACAUUUAACUUCUGGCACAACCUUCAGGUUAAUUUGACCGAAAGGGAUUCCUACUUAUCUUAUGGAAAUGAAGCAUCCAUUGAAGCAGAAAGAAGCAGAAGGCUGCAAAUUUUUCGUCCAUCAUAUGAAUUACUUGUAUCUUUGGUUAGCUACCGAGUUGAAUAUACCCAAGAUUAUCAAGAACUUUCAAGGGAGGACCUCAAGGAUUUUAAGCAGACUAGAUAUGCUGUGGCGGACGUAUUAAGUGACACAGCAUCAGUUUUAGGUGGUGGAACAACAUUGAAAAUUCUUUACAUGAAGCUUGUGAAGGCUGUAGGCAAUUGCCGAAAUGAAGAACCUUGUGAAUGGCGCCCUGUGGAGGCUGCUUUAUAUUGUAUACGAGCUAUAUCGAAUUAUGUGUCUGUUGUUGAAGCAGAAAUAAUGCCCCAGGUUAUGCUUUUGCUUCCAAAACUUCUUCAUCAGCCUCAACUACUUCAGACAGUGUGCUUAACUAUUGGAGCAUAUUCAAAAUGGCUUGAUGCUACACCCAAGGGAGUCGAAGUUUUGCCUUCGGUUAUAGAGAUUUUAAUGCGGGGCAUGAGCACAUCUGAAGAUUCUGCAGCAGCUGCAGCUUUGGCAUUUAGGAACAUUUGUGAUGAUUGCCGGAAAAAGUUAUGCGGGUCAUUAGAUGGUCUCUUCCACAUAUAUCAUAGGGCUGUCUGUGGGGAAGGUGGCUAUAAGGUCUCUCCUGAAGACUCAUUGAAUUUGGUUGAAGCCUUGAGUAUGGUUAUCACAGAACUUCCUCUGGACCAUGCAAAAAAUGCCCUAGAAGCAUUGUGCCUGCCAGUUGUAACUCCUUUGCAGGAAGUAAUCAAUCAAGGGCCAGGAGCAUUGCAACAAAUACUUGCACGUGAGCUUACUAUUCACAUUGAUCGACUUGGAAAUAUUUUCAGGUAUGUAAAUCACCCUGAAGCGGUGGCAGAUGCCAUUCAAAGGCUAUGGCCAAUUUUUAAAGCCGUCUUUGAUAACCGCCCUUGGGAUAUGCGAACAAUGGAGGCUCUAUGCCGGGCUUGUAAAUAUGCUUUGAGGACUUCUGGAAGGUUUAUGGGAAUCACUAUAGGAGCAAUGCUAGAGGAGAUUCAAGGCCUAUAUCAGCUACACCAUCAACCAUGCUUCCUUUAUCUCUCAAGUGAAGUAAUAAAG
Messenger RNA from Macadamia integrifolia, 2467 nucleotides. RefSeq names its product transportin MOS14. Lineage: Eukaryota; Viridiplantae; Streptophyta; Magnoliopsida; Proteales; Proteaceae. Gene Ontology annotation, molecular function: small GTPase binding. Gene Ontology annotation, biological process: protein import into nucleus. The record is from RefSeq and is a predicted model, not a curated record. Gene Ontology annotation, cellular component: cytoplasm; nuclear membrane.